Molecule: messenger RNA, 1453 nt
Organism: Papaver somniferum (opium poppy)
Lineage: Eukaryota; Viridiplantae; Streptophyta; Magnoliopsida; Ranunculales; Papaveraceae
Product: basic 7S globulin-like
Exons: 1
Coding region: 5-1255 (416 amino acids)
Biological process (GO): proteolysis
Molecular function (GO): aspartic-type endopeptidase activity
Source: RefSeq, a predicted model, not a curated record
UCUCAUGGCUUCUUAUUCUUUCACUUAUUUUCUUCUCAUCUCUUUUUUACUUUCACACUCUGAUGCUCAGCCUUUUUCUUCAUCACGACCUCGAGGAGUAGUCCUUCCAUUUCAUAAAGAUCCAUCCACUCACCAAUAUGUUACGGAAAUCAGUUUAGCAACUCCCAAAGUUCCCAUAAGACUAGUUCUCGAUCUAGGCGGUAAACUCCCCUGGAUCCAUUGUGGUCAAAAGCAACAAACAUCGUCAUAUCAACCGGUGGAUUGUAAGUCACCUCAAUGCUUGCUAGCCAGCAGCAACACCGUUCAAAUUCCGCAAUGCUGUAACAAAACAUGUAGUAUUUCCUCAACCAACACAGUAACUCGGUCAACUAGCAGCGGUCAGCUAGGUUCAGAUGAUGUGACUCUGCAAUCAGGUUAUGAGCCUGGUCAACGACCUUAUCUCUGGAUCCGAGGCGAAAAUGUUACGGCUCGUCGGUUUGCUUUCGGAUGCGGAACAACUAGUCUAAAUGGACUUGCCAAGGGUGUUAAUGGGAUGGCCGGUCUUGGGCGUUCAGGACUUUCCUUGGUUUCACAAUUUUCAGCUGCAUUUCAUUUUUCUCGGAAAUUCGCUUUAGAUUUUCAAUUUGGCAACGUCUACUUUGGCGGCGGACAUUACAUUCACGAAACGUUGAGGCCUUCUUUCAUUUACACCCCACUCAUCAGUAACCCAUACAAUCAAGACUAUUCUACUGAUUAUUACAUUGGCGUCAAAUCAAUCCAGAUAGAUGGUGAAAAUGUCGCAAUACACAAAAAAAUGUUAUCGAUUAACAGAAAAAAUGGAGUUGGCGGAACGAAAUUCAGCACUCUGCUUCCCUAUACCGCUAUGGAGACAUCAAUAUACAAGGCUUUCACUAGUCUUUACGUUAAGAGGGCGAAAGCCAUGAAUAUCACUCGCGCUGCUUCGGUUAAACCUUUCGGUGCUUGUUUUAAUUCUUCUACCAUGGUUACUAGCUAUCCAGAAGGACUUGUUGUGCCACAAGUCAAUCUUGUAUUGACCAACAAUGUAGUUUGGCGUGUGGUUGGGGCAAAGAGUUCUUUGAAGUAUGUUAAUGACAAUGUGUUGUGUUUGGGGUUCAUUGAUGGAGGUUUGAAGGCAAGGACUUCGAUAGUUAUCGGUGGGCUUCAACUGCAGGAUAAUCUCUUGGAGUUUGAUAUUCCAAAGUCGAGAGUAGGAUUCAGUCAACCCUUGUAUCAAUUAGUUGGUCCAACCAACUAGUAGUUAAAGUGGUAUUCCGGGGAUUGCAUCACCAGCUGAAGUACAGUGUCGAUGCAUUCAGCUAGUCGGUUGUCGGUCGUUUGUCCUUUUUUCUUUCUGUGUUCUUCUCAAAACUCUAAACAAAUGUAUGAAAAGAAGAAAAGCAAAAGAAAGAAAACUUAAACUAGUAUAGAUUCCCACUUUUGUCUCUGUCGCACU